CUUCAAUCGCCAUAUUGGGUAGCCUACAGAAAAGGCUUGUCUGUUUUUUUUUUUUUCUUGUCUUUUAAUACAAGACGAAUUUGACAGGAGUGUUUUUUGCAAUUGCACUUUGUUUUUCAUGAUCCUCCGAGUUUGCAUUUGCUCGCAUUGGGGAUUUUAAUUUAUUGUAUUAUUUUUACGUCUGGUAAUUGCAGAUUCCUUUGCGUUUCUGAUAGUAUUUUUGCGUGUGUUGUGAUCGUUAUAGAGGGAAGAUAGAAAACAAGCCCCAAGAGGUUUUUUGUUUUGUUUUGUUUUGUUGUUUUUUUUUUUUUUUGUUGUUGUUGGAAAACAUGUCAAACGUCCGUAUUUCGAAUGGUAGCCCUACUUUGGAAAGAAUGAAUGCAAGGCAGCCAGAUCAUCCUAAACCUUCGGCUUGCAGGACCCUUUUUGGCACCGUGGAUCACGAAGAGUUAAAGAGAGAUUUAAAGGGACAAUUGCUGGAACUCGAAGUGGCAUCGUGCGCGAGAUGGAAUUUCGAUUUCGUAAAUCACAAGCCAAUGAAGCCGGGGAGGUACGAAUGGGAAAUUGUGGAUGAUGAAGAAGUGCCUGGUUUUUACACCAGAACCCAUUCCUCAUCUAAGAGGAUUUCUUCUGGAAAAAACAAAUUGGAUCUUAACGGGAAUCAUAAUGCUGCUGUGAGUCCAUGUCAGCGAAACCUAGCAGAUAGACUUUCAGACGAGCAGAAACUCGAAAAGCUGGAAAGUCAGCUGGACUGUCAAGACUAUUGCACCGGGCAAAGGAAAAGACCGGCUGCUAACGAAUCGACCUCACAGAGUAAGAGAGCCAAUUCUGGCACCACAGACGAAGUCUCAGGAGCAAAGGUCCCAAAUGUAAGCUCGGCAGAGCAGACGCCCAGGAAAUGUAGUCAAGACAAAAUACGUAAACAGAGCUGAAGAUUUGAAUUCCUUAUUCAUGGGAUAGGACAGUGCUGGGUGGAGCAAAGGGGAAUGCAGUUAAGGAAGAUACAUAUCGUUGCUUCUCCCAGUUAGACACUGUACAAGCACUGAAAAAAACAAAACAAAACAAAAAAAAACACUAAAUUCUGGCACUCCAACAAAUAAAUACAAAUAAAACCUGCCUCUAAAGCAGUGUAUGUAGCAGCGUGCAAUUAGGAUUUCCUUAUUUGCUCUUUUGUUUUCUUACUACCUUUUUUAUGAUUUAUAUGUAGCACAUAAAAAUAAA
This is a messenger RNA of Polyodon spathula (Mississippi paddlefish), 1221 nucleotides long. RefSeq names its product cyclin-dependent kinase inhibitor 1B-like. Lineage: Eukaryota; Metazoa; Chordata; Actinopteri; Acipenseriformes; Polyodontidae. The transcript is spliced from 3 exons. Gene Ontology annotation, biological process: negative regulation of cell population proliferation; regulation of cell cycle; G1/S transition of mitotic cell cycle. Gene Ontology annotation, cellular component: nucleus; cytoplasm. The coding region runs from base 330 to 932 and encodes 200 amino acids. Gene Ontology annotation, molecular function: cyclin-dependent protein serine/threonine kinase inhibitor activity; protein-folding chaperone binding. The record is from RefSeq and is a predicted model, not a curated record.